Molecule: messenger RNA, 522 nt
Organism: Elephantulus edwardii (Cape elephant shrew)
Lineage: Eukaryota; Metazoa; Chordata; Mammalia; Macroscelidea; Macroscelididae
Product: killer cell lectin-like receptor subfamily F member 1-like
Source: RefSeq, a predicted model, not a curated record
AUGACGCUGAUUAUACAAGCAGAGAAAAAGAGCGACAUUCCAACAUCCCAACUUAUAGUUAAAGAUUUUUCAGUGACUUUCCACUGACAUAAAAUCUUAUUGGUAAUAUGUGGAAUAGGAAAUUGUAUCCUGAUCUUGACUUUGAUCAUUUUGAUUCUUUUGGGUUUAUGCUCAUCAGAAUGGCUAAAAUAUAAAAAAUGCUACUGGUUCUCUAAUGAAUUGAAAAGUUGGAAUGACAGUUAUGCAUACUGCUUAAGCAGAAAAUCUCACCUACUAAUAAUACAAGGCCAACUUGAAAUGGCUUUUAUACAAAAGAAUAUGAAACAGUCAAAUUAUGUGUGGAUUGGACUUAAUUUUACCUCUCUGACGAAGACAUGGACCUGGGUUGAUGGUUCUCCAUUAGAUACAAAACCAUUUUUCAUAAAAGGACCAGCUAAAGAAAACAGCUGUGCUGCCACCAAAGAAAAGAACAUUUACUCAGAGUCCUGUAAUAGCAUUUUCAAAUGGAUUUGCCAAUAUUAG